Messenger RNA from Aureobasidium melanogenum CBS 110374, 1647 nucleotides. RefSeq names its product DUF1716-domain-containing protein. The record is from RefSeq and is a predicted model, not a curated record. Lineage: Eukaryota; Fungi; Ascomycota; Dothideomycetes; Dothideales; Saccotheciaceae. Bases 1 to 1647 code for a protein of 548 amino acids. Gene Ontology annotation, cellular component: spliceosomal complex. The transcript has a single exon.
AUGACGAGCAUCGACGACUUGUUCAAGAAGCCAUUCCUUCCGUCAACUAACGGCGGUACCAAGCGCAAGUUCGACGGCCAAGAUGCAGAAGCAGCAUACAAAUCAGCAAGACUAGACGAUGCGCCAGAGAACGAAGACGAUGAUAUGGAGGCCGGGCCCGAGCUACCGCCAGACGAAGACGAGGACGAAGAGGGCCGCUUCUUUGGCAGUGGUACAAAUCAGCAUACCAAUGCCGCUCUAGACUUUGUCGACCGAGCCGACGACGGCGACGGCGCAAACAUCAAGGUAGAGAAGAUCGAUCAAGCAUGGGUGCGCCGUCUGGGCUUGAGUUUUGAGCGCAAGAUCAACAAGAACAGCGAAUUGCGCGCAAAGUACGAAAGCGAUCCCUCACGCUUUGUCGCCAGCGAGGCCGAUCUGGACGCCGAAAUCAAGAGCUUGAGCAUUCUGUCAGAACACCCAGAGCUAUACAAGGACUUUGCAAAGAUUGGCUGCGCAGCAAGUCUAGUCUCUCUUCUAUCACACGAGAACACAGAUAUUGCCAUUGAUGCCAUUGAGAUUAUCUCCGAAUUGCUGGACGACGACGUACAAGCAGAGCAAGAACAAUGGGACGCCCUAGUAUCAGCCAUGCUCGAAGCCGACCUCAUCGACCUCCUCCUCGCCAACCUCGACCGUCUAGACGAGAACCUCGAAGCCGACCGAAGCGGUGUCUACCACUCCCUCUCCGUCCUCGAAGCCCUCUCCUCCAACUCCACAAUCGCAGACACAAUCGCCCAAGAACCCAUCCUAAAGUACCUCCUUGCCCGCAUCUCACGCGCCGAAAAAUCAGUAUCCCAAAACAAACAAUACGCCGCCGAAGUCCUGCAAGUGCUAUCUCAGGCCUCCACCUCCGUACGCGAUCGCUUAAUCUCUCUCGACGCAAUCGACAAACUCCUACAAUUACUUUCCGCCUACCGCAAACGCGACCCCGAGCGCGACAGCACAGAACAAGAAUACGCAGAAGAUCUUUUCGACACAUUAACAAUCCUGUCCGCACCACUACCCGGCAAAACCGCUUUCCUAGAAGCAGAAGGCACAGAAUUAAUGCUACUCAUGCUCAAAGAAGCCAAGUUCUCAAAACCGCGUGCGCUCAAGGUGCUUGAUCAUGCACUUUCUGGUUCUUCUGGUCAGCCCGUAGCGGAAAAGUUCGUAGAUGCUGCGGGGUUGAAACCACUAUUUUCUACAUUCAUGAAGAAGAAUUUGGAAGCUGCGGAUACGGAACAUGUGCUGGGUAUCUUUUCUGCCUUGUUGCGUUUGCUCCCUGGCGAAUCUUCCCAGCGCAUCCGCUUACUCGCCAAAUUUGUGGAAAAGGAGUACGAGAAGCUGGAUAAACUGGUCAAGUUACGACAUGAAUAUGCGGCAAAAGCUAGCGUCACGGAUGAUAUCGAUGCCAGUGCUGCUGUUUACUGUCUCAAUACCCUGGAUGUCAUUCUUGCUUGGCUGGUCGCAGAGGAUGCAGGUGCAAGAAAGAGGAUCAUAGCAGGAUUGGCGGAUAGAGAUGAAAGUUUGGGGACGUUGAAGAAGAGCCUGCAAGAACAACUUGAGGAAGUUGAUACUGAAGAAGAAGGGAACGUGGCUGAGAUGCUUACGGCACUUAUUGAGUGCUUGUAG